This is a messenger RNA of Micropterus dolomieu (smallmouth bass), 2643 nucleotides long. RefSeq names its product ubiquitin carboxyl-terminal hydrolase 47-like. The coding region runs from base 11 to 1297 and encodes 428 amino acids. The transcript has 14 exons. The record is from RefSeq and is a predicted model, not a curated record. Gene Ontology annotation, biological process: protein deubiquitination. Gene Ontology annotation, cellular component: nucleus; cytosol. Lineage: Eukaryota; Metazoa; Chordata; Actinopteri; Centrarchiformes; Centrarchidae. Gene Ontology annotation, molecular function: cysteine-type endopeptidase activity; cysteine-type deubiquitinase activity.
ACUCGAAAAAAUGAACAAGUUGGAAGAAACUUCUGAGAAGGAAGAACGUGUCCCUCUUCAAACCAGUGAAAGGCAUCGAGAUGAGAGCACAAAGCCAGAAAAGGAGGAACAAACAGAUGCUGCAUCUGCUGAACAGCAGAGGUGCUGUCCUUCUGUGAUUCCUCUGUUGUUAAAUUUAAUUUAUCAGAUUUUUAACAGAGAGCGUCCGACCGGACAGGAUGAAACCAGUAACAAACUGGUGCAGGAUGAGGGGAAACACACAGAGGUAGAAGAAGAAGACGAGGAUGAAGAGAAGAGGGAGAUGGGACACAGUGACGUUGUGAUUUGGCCACAGAAAGUUCACGAUGGUCUGUCUAAUCAGGGAGGCACAUGUUCCCUCAACAGUGACCAGCAAGUUUUCUCCAUGACACCAGAGGUCCACGAAAGAGAGUGUCCGACCGAUCCAGAAGGUCAGACAGAUGAUGCAGCUGAACGACAGGAUGAAAGCAGUAACAAACUGGUGCAGGAUGAGGGGAAACACACAGAGGUAGAAGAAGAAGACGAGGAUGAAGAGAAGAGGGAGAUGGGACACAGUGACGUUGUGACUCGGCCACAGAAAUGUUAUUAUGGUCUGUAUAAUCAGGGAUCCACAUGUUACCUCAACAGCAUCUUGCAAGUUCUCUUCAUGACACCAGAGGUCCACAACAGGUUGGAUCCAGAAAUACAAACAGAUCUUCAGCUGAGAAAUAUCUUUGAAGGCUUGAAGAUGAAAACAUGUGGAACAGAAACCAUCACAAAAACAUUGGGGAUUGCAGAUGUUUAUCAACAGUGUGAUGCUGCUGAAUGCCUGGAGUGGAUUUUAGAUAAGGUCAGCCCACAAGUCUCUGAGGAAAAAGGCUUUCAAAGGAUUUUUGACUCUAAAUCAUUCAGUGGAGGCAAUAAGGUGUUCUGCAACGAAUGUAAAAAGGAAACGGAGGCGACCAGGGAAUGUGAGAUGGUGAAAUUUCCUCAGACUCUGAUUCUACUCCUCAAGAGAUUUGAUAUUGACUACAACACCAUGUCACAUAUCAAAUCAGACCUCUCUGUGGAUGUGCCACCUUCAUUACAAAUAAAGAACAAGACGUACAAACUGAAUGGGAUGGUGAAUCACGUGGGUCAGCUAAGAUUUGGACAUUACACAGCCAUCAUCCUGUCCAAUGAGGAUAACACCUGGUACGAGUUUAAUGACACUAACGUAAAAAAGGCUGAAGGACAACCAUUUGCAAAAAAGACUUACAGUUCCCAGACUGCAUAUCUGCUCGUGUACAGAGCCUUAUAGAGUCUCAGAGGACCGUAAAACCAAUUCAGAAGUUCUGACAGACAAGACAAAGGAACAAAAGGUUAAAUCAGGUAAUCUGAAGGAACAGGUGGAGAUGAGGUAGAACAUAAAAUAAAUGACAGUGAUGACAGACUGACUAGAACCUAGACAAGGAAACAUACAGACUACAUACGUAUUACAAACAUACAUUACAUAUUGUCUGACAAGCUGGGCACAGGCUAACAAAUGCACAAUGAAGCCACUCGAAACUCUUUAUAAACGAAGAAGUGCUUUUAGUCAGUCAGCGUUCUCUGUAACAGAAUCUAAACAAUGGAAUCUAUUGCCAAUGCUGAUAAGAGAAGCAAAUACUUAUCGUUCUUUUACUGGUCAGCUAAGGAAGUGGCUAAUUAAUCAAAUAUGUGCACAUUAGACUACCUACUGCCCACUGAGUUGCUUGCUUGCAGAUUGUCUUUGUCAGUUUUUUUUCUUUUCUUGUUAUGGUUUGUCUAAUAUGUUUUUUGUUACUUAUUUUUGUGUGUUGUAGCUGUCUGACUAUUAUUCUGUAUGUAUUGUUAUUACGUGCAGACUGUAAUAAGUCAUUUUAUGUCAUUUUAAAUCUUUAUUUUAGGUUGACCUUUUAAUAACUGGCCAGGGGCAACAGAUUAUUUACAGAAAAUUAGCCUAUUGAGCUAACUCAGGCUCAUUUACAGUUAUUUUGCUUUUAAUUAAUGAGCACUGUCCCAGUCAAAUAAACAAAUAAGGGGUAGAUAAGGAGGGACAGGUAAAACCGGCAGACAAUCACACAAGGCAGAAAACACACAAACACAGGAAGUGAAGCUGCACAAGACACAUGAAGAAAGACUCUUACAACAUAAAACAGGAAAUAAGUUAACUAAAUCAGUAACAAGAGGUGUAAGCCCUAUGUCUGAAAAAAAAAAAAUUCUCACUUACUUUCCCACAAGAUGAGAAUUCUCUGAAACCUUGCAGAACUUCAGCAUCCAACAUCCAGAAAGGCCCUUAUUUUUAUUUAUGGAUUUGUUGGAUUUAUUGUUUGUGCAUUUGUUUGUGCUGCUCACCUACAACCCCACCUUACUCUUCUCCUGUGUUGUCGCAAAGUUUCUGAGCGAUGGAGACAAAGAGCGUAACCAUAACUACCUCCUGCUGUUCUGCUGACAGAGGACCAUAGUUAAAUCAGAUGAUCAACCUAUAUGGUUGUUUAAUUCUGUGAAUUUGAAAUAAAAACAUAAUUUACAAAGCAAUGUGUUAUUAAAUAUAAUAUGAUUUACUAUGAAAGCACACUGUAGUCACCACAGAAAACAACAUGAAGACUUUUGUAUGUAAUAAAUACACAUAAGAAACAUUACCAA